Diorhabda carinulata is the source of this 1489-nucleotide messenger RNA. RefSeq names its product mitogen-activated protein kinase p38b-like. Gene Ontology annotation, biological process: intracellular signal transduction; protein phosphorylation. The record is from RefSeq and is a predicted model, not a curated record. Gene Ontology annotation, molecular function: ATP binding; MAP kinase activity. Bases 128 to 1180 code for a protein of 350 amino acids. Gene Ontology annotation, cellular component: cytoplasm; nucleus. NCBI's taxonomy places the organism in Eukaryota, Metazoa, Arthropoda, Insecta, Coleoptera, Chrysomelidae. The transcript has 7 exons.
UCAGAUAGCAUCUGUAUGAGUAUCAUCUUAUCUCUUUCUAGUGUUACCAGUUUGUUAAUUUUAUAUGAAGUGUUUAAUUGUGAUAAUAGUUAAACUUUGAAAAUUUAUUAUAUAUAUAUUUUUGAAAAUGUCUAAUUUUCACAGAAUUGAAGUAAAUAAAACGGUGUGGGAAGUGCCUGAUAGAUAUCAAUCGCUAUCCACUGUAGGUUCAGGUGCAUACGGACAAGUUUGUUCGGCAUUAGAUACACAAACAAAUAAAAAAGUAGCAAUAAAGAAAUUAGCCCGUCCCUUCCAGACAGCAGUCCAUGCCAAGAGAACCUACAGAGAAUUGAAGUUACUGAAACAUAUGAGGCACGAAAAUGUAAUAGGACUGUUAGAUGUAUUUUAUCCAAAACACGAUAAUAGUCAGAUAUAUUUAGUCACUCAUCUAAUGGGUGCGGAUUUAAAUAAUAUAAUAAGAACCCAAAAACUUACAGACGACCAUGUUCAAUUUCUAGUAUACCAAAUCCUUCGUGGCCUGAAGUACAUACACUCUGCGGGAGUUAUACAUCGCGACUUAAAACCAUCGAAUAUAGCUGUGAAUGAAGACUGUGAAUUGAAAAUUUUAGACUUUGGAUUAGCAAGGCCUACAGAAACUGAAAUGACCGGUUAUGUAGCUACUAGAUGGUAUAGGGCACCAGAAAUUAUGUUGAAUUGGAUGCACUACAAUCAGACUGUAGAUAUUUGGUCAGUUGGCUGUAUAAUGGCAGAACUAUUAACUGGAAAAACAUUAUUUCCAGGAACAGAUCAUAUUCAUCAGCUCAAUCUCAUAAUGGAAAUUUUAGGAACACCUUGUGAAGACUUUAUGCAAAAAAUUACUUCAGAAAGCGCUCGAAGCUAUAUCAGGUCUCUUCCACAUAUGCCUAAAAAAGAUUUAAAUAAAUAUAUACUUGGUGCUAAUCCAUUAGCAAUAAAAUUGCUAGGUCUUAUGUUAGAACUAGAUAGUGAGAAAAGAAUAACGGCCGAACAAGCUUUGGCACAUGACUAUUUGGCAGCUUAUGCAGAUCCAAAUGACGAGCCUACCUCAGCGCCUUAUGAUCAAAGUAUUGAAGACAUGAAUUUGCCCGUAGAGAAGUGGAGAGAGUUGGUGUUACAAGAAGUGGAUUCAUUUGUGUACAAGCCUCCGCAAAAUGAUGAAUAGUUUGGAGAAAAAGGAUCUAAUUAUUCAAUCUAGAAUUAUUGUACAAAUAUAUUUACAAUAUUGUAUUUUAUUUGGCCUAAAUGGAAUUAUAUAAAAGUGGGUUUCUAAAAUCUUAUGUACAUGAGCGAUUAUAAUACAAAAUGUUCGUUUUUUAAUAUUAAAAUACAAAAUAAUAAUUUGAUUAUUUAGGGUGUGAUGUGAUGUAUUCUUUCUCAUUUCUAAGCUAAUAGAUUAUACAAUUAUUUAUAUAAAAUAAUUUAACUUAAUAUAAAAUACUGUUUAUAAUAAAGAAUUAUAAACUAAUCACAA